Messenger RNA from Magnolia sinica, 1830 nucleotides. RefSeq lists its product as uncharacterized. Lineage: Eukaryota; Viridiplantae; Streptophyta; Magnoliopsida; Magnoliales; Magnoliaceae. Bases 31 to 1428 code for a protein of 465 amino acids. The transcript has 16 exons. The record is from RefSeq and is a predicted model, not a curated record.
CAGCAGAGAGAUAGGAGAGAGAGAGAGAGGAUGGAGAGAGGCAAAGGAGUUGCAGCUUCCAUUCCUCCCGCCGUAGAAGAGUCCGGCGAGAACAAGGGAGAUUCCUCCCUGCCUGCGGUCAGAUUAGCUGCCCGAAACGCUUCAUCCAAGUACGAUUUCGUAAAGGUAAAAGUAUGGCUGGGUGGUAAUGCCGAUCAUUACUACGUUUUAUCUCGCUUCCUCCUCAGUAGGAUGCUGACUGUCACAAAGAUUCCCAAUCAUGUUGCAAUUAAAAUUGCUCUUGAACUCAAAAAGCUUCUCAUCGACAACAGCCUUUUAGACGUUUCCCAAUCUGAUUUAGAAGCCAAUCUAUUUAAGCUUAUGGAGCGGCGGGGCUAUGGAGAAGAAUAUAUCAACCGUUAUAAAAUGAUGACCAGAUUCCAUCACCAAAGAGUUCCCUUGGUAAUUCUUGUAUGUGGAACUGCUUGCUCUGGGAAAUCCACCAUUGCUACACAACUUGCUCAACGACUAAACUUGCCAAAUGUUUUACAGACGGAUAUGGUUUAUGAGUUACUACGCACGUCAACAGAUGCACCAUUGGCAUCUAUUCCAGUAUGGGCACGGGAAUUCAGCUCCUCUGAAGAACUCAUUACUGAAUUUUGUCGAGAAUGUAGAAUUGUUCGGAAAGGGUUGGCAGGGGAUUUGAAGAAGGCAACGAAAGAUGGGAAGCCAGUCAUAAUUGAGGGAAUACAUUUGGAUCCAAGUAUUUAUCUAAUGGAUGAGGAGGGGAGAACAUUCACCGACUUAAAUAAAAAAAGUGAGGUGCCAAAGUCUGUACCUAGGCCCUCAGAAGAUAACAUUGCAAAACCUCAGGAAUACUCUGAAAAUGACAAGUGCUGUUCUGUGCAUGAGGUAAGCACAAAAGAGGGGAUGUCCUCCAAUCAGGUGGCAGAAGUUACGGAUUGUCUGGGAUCUGUUGACCUAGCUGGAAAUGUUUCAGAUGUUCAAGGGAGAACUCUAAAUGAUCCAGAUGCAAAACCCAGUAAACCGGCGAAGACAGAAAAAUCUGCCGCUGAACCUGUCAUUGUGCCGUUAGUGUUGAAGAUGGCGGAGUUUGAUCAUAAGGCAUUGCUAGAGGAGUGGAUCUCCACCCGAACAUUUGGAGAUAAAUCGCUAGCUCAGGAUAAGGAUAAGCUAAUAAGAAAUUUAAAAACUAUUCAGGAAUAUCUUUGCUCAUUUGGAUCACAGGGUUUGACGGUGGUCAAUAUUUCAGCAACAACAUUCCCUCAAACAUUGGAUUGGCUGCACAGCUAUCUUCUACAGCCUUGUCUGGAGCUAUUGGGGUUGGUUAUUGUAGAGCAGCCAAGUGGGAAGCUUCCCAUAUUCUGUUGUAUCGAGCGAGGCAUUUCUGCUGUGCCCUCCGAAUCCCGCCAAUCAUCGGCGACAUGACAUCGGUAGUUUAGGCCUAAGCAGGUAUGUAGCGUGAUAUCCGUGGGAAUGUAUUUGUAUGUGCAGACAUGCAUUAUUUAAUCAUGAGAACCAAUCACCUACAUCAUGUCGUGGGCCAACUAACCAACAAGAGUUUCUUCAAGCAUUUUGCCCUUGAUAAUAUUGAAUAUAUUUAAGGGCGAAAUAGGAAAUGAAAAUUCAGGUGUAAAAAACAAAGGGUCAUACCAUAUGAACGGUUGGAGGCGAUCAGUUUUCUUAUUUAAUAUUGUAUUUGAAGUUACUGCCAGCAAGAUUAAGUCAAUGAGAAGAGCUUUGAUCUGAUUGCCUCUCAUUCCCCUGGAGCUUGAGUAGGAAUAACAAUAAAAAUCAAGGCCCAACUUUUAGAUGGGCCUGAUCAUCCAA